Molecule: messenger RNA, 189 nt
Organism: Gekko japonicus
Lineage: Eukaryota; Metazoa; Chordata; Lepidosauria; Squamata; Gekkonidae
Gene: WDR83OS
Product: WD repeat domain 83 opposite strand
Exons: 3
Coding region: 1-171 (56 amino acids)
Biological process (GO): protein insertion into ER membrane
Cellular component (GO): endoplasmic reticulum membrane
Molecular function (GO): protein folding chaperone
Source: RefSeq, a predicted model, not a curated record
AUGGAUCUCAAGUGGUGUGCAUGGAUUGCUGUCUACUGCUCAUUUAUAAGCUUUGCCAACUCGAGGAGCUCAGAAGACACCAAACAGAUGAUGAGCAGCUUCAUGCUGUCUAUCUCUGCUGUGGUGAUGUCCUAUCUGCAAAACCCUCAGCCCAUGUCUCCUCCUUGGUGAAAGGAUAAUUUGUCUCUA